AUGGAUCCAGCUUCACUUGACCCACGUCUUCGUGAUGCUGGUGAGGACUCAAUUGUCGUCAACGGUCCAACGAAUACGCUAUCAUCUCAAAUCGCCGUCGCAGGAAUCCCCGCUUCAACAUCAACAUCGACAUCAUCGUCAUUAUCAUCAGGACCUGCACCAGUUCAAGUAUCAACACAACCAGAACUUCCCGAUUCACCACUUCAACAGCAGCUUCAAGCUCAGACAGCUGGUCCAUCGCCGCCAGGUUCUACGACCGGCUUCACCCCUCAAACCCCGAACGGCCAUUCGCAUUCGGCCAAUAGUGAUACCCCUAAUGCGGCGCAUGAUCCGAACGAUCCUAAGCGGCCGCGAGCCUGUGAAGCUUGUCGUGGGUUAAAAGUGAAAUGUGAACCCGAUCCCGCAAACCCGGACGGACCAUGCAAGCGAUGCGCAAAGGCAGGGAGGAACUGCAUCGUGACGCAGCCUACACGUAAGAGGCAGAAAAAGACGGAUAGUCGUGUUGCAGAACUGGAGAAGAAAAUAGAUGCUUUGACUGCAAGCCUCCAGGCGAGUAGAGGAGCACCUAACAAUGCCGUUCACCCGCCCCCAUCGGAGGACCAUACCUUCGGAUACAAUCAUACCGCACCCGCAAGAGAUUGGGGUGCUCCGCCUCGAGAUACUCAAACUCAACAUCAACAUCAACAUCAACAUCAACAUCAACACCAACACCAACACCAACCUCAAUCACAAUCUCAUCCUGUUGCCUCGCCCGAGAAGCGUCCAUUAGCACCACCGACAACUAUGGCAGGUCAGAAACGAAAGUUCACCGACUCGAUAUCCGGUUCCCCUGGUGUGGCCAGCGCUUCGCCAGCAGCACCUAAGUCUGGCGUUGGGUCAGAGCAGCAGCCGCCAGAUAUAAUCGAUCGUGGGUUAAUAACUAUGAGCGAAGCUACCGCCCUUUUCACCCGAUAUAUGGAAGAUAUGGUACCUCAUCUACCGGCAGUCGUAUUUCCCGAAGGCACGACUGCUACCGAAAUUCGUAAGACGAAGCCGAUCCUAUUUCUCGCUAUUAUCGCGGCUGCCUCAUCCGAAACGCCGAAGCUUCAACGUCAGCUAGUUAAGGAGAUCAUGCAGAUAUUCGCCGAUCAUAUCAUUAUCACAGGCAAAAAAUCCUUAGAAUUGGUUCAGUCGAUCCUCGUCAGCGUCAUCUGGUAUUAUCCACCUGAGCAUUUCGAAGAGUUGAAGUUCUAUCAGUUUGUACAUUUGGCGGCUGUCAUGUCAAUCGAUAUUGGCUUGGGUCGGAGGAAGUAUAAUCCAAAGUCGCGACUCGUACCGUAUACCUGGCGUGACCAUCCUUUCAGGAAACAACCCCUUCCGGACCCUACCUCGAUCGAAGCACGACGGACGUGGCUUGCAGUUUACUUCCUUUCUUCGAACGUAUCCAUGGCUUUGCACCGUCCGAACCUGAUUAGAUGGCAGUCAUUUAUGACCGAAUGUAUGGAUAUCCUAGAAUCUUCUCCAGAUGCGGCACCCACGGAUAGGUACCUCUGCCAUCUUGUCUGGACGCACCGACUCGCCGAGGACGUAGGGAUCCAGUUCUCAAUGGACGAUCCCAGUGUUUUCGUUAAUGUCUCAGAGCAAAAAGUACAGUAUGCUCUUCGCGGAUUUGAACGUGACCUCUCCAAGUAUAGCGAAUCUAUCCCCAAAUCAGAAAAGAGACCAUCCCUUGUACUUGGCUUCCAUGUACUGAAUUUGUACAUGCACGAAAUCGCAUUGCACGUUGAUAAGAGUGUAGAGGAAUAUCGACCUCCGUGUAAUGCUGACUCUCUUCGGGAACCAAUUCCAGGUUUAGACGACUCUCUAACCCCGUCGCAUAUCAGCGCUCUAUCGUCAUGUCUUACCGCCAUUGAUGGCAUCUUCGAGACCUUCCUGUCUAUGGACGUCCAUAGUAUCCGUUGUAUCCCGAUCUUUAGUUUCGUUCGGGUUGCUUAUGCCGUGGUCGUGUUGAUAAAAAUGUAUUUCAGCGCUAGCAACUCGGAUUCCGAAUUAGGCAAAGUCAUUAACAAGGACAAUAUGAAGGUUGCUGAGUAUCUCGAGAAACUGCUGGAGAAAUUUCGAGAGGUUGCCGCAUCGGAUAAGUCGCGGCCUGCUAGCAAAUUCCUACUUGUUUUGGCCAUGUUGCGUAAUUGGUUUUAUAGGCAAGGCCAGGCCCAAGGCAAGCCAGGCCAAAGCGAUGAAGAGUCUGAGCUUGUGGCGGCUCAUCACGCUAAGAGGUCGGUAUCUCCAAGGGACGAUAAUAGUGACGACUCAAAUCCCGAACCAACGAACACCCCACUCCAACUACUUUCAGAAAUAGCAACCGGGAACGGCCCACCACGUAACAGCGGCUCAAAUCCGCCUCCGCCCGGUGUGGAUAGUAACAACACACAGGCGUUUCAAGCGUGGCUGCGCGCGACACCGCAGCCCCACCAGCCCUUUAUGUAUGACCCGACGGGUGGUCCGACACCAAGGGGGAAUUUACAAAUGGGACCGGGACCUGAGCAAUCGUUAAUGCCGUGGAUGGCCUCGCCAUUCGGACUUAAUGAUUUUGACUACGGUAGUCUCGGAGACGGGUUUGAGCAGGCUCUCGGGCUCACCCUAACGGGAUUUGGCGGUGGCAGCCCCGGCGACCCGGUCUCGUACGAGGACACUAUGCGCUACAUGAUGCAGAACGACAUGCUCGGGCCCCUUCCAGUAUCCGAGGGCUUUGCCACAGCCCCCCCACCCCAAAACGGUCCUAAUGGGAAUUUCUUCCAGUUCUAA
Molecule: messenger RNA, 2784 nt
Organism: Daldinia childiae
Lineage: Eukaryota; Fungi; Ascomycota; Sordariomycetes; Xylariales; Hypoxylaceae
Product: Transcriptional regulator WAR1
Exons: 3
Coding region: 1-2784 (927 amino acids)
Biological process (GO): regulation of DNA-templated transcription; DNA-templated transcription
Cellular component (GO): nucleus
Molecular function (GO): DNA-binding transcription factor activity, RNA polymerase II-specific; zinc ion binding; transcription cis-regulatory region binding
Source: RefSeq, a predicted model, not a curated record